Molecule: messenger RNA, 1590 nt
Organism: Vavraia culicis subsp. floridensis
Lineage: Eukaryota; Fungi; Microsporidia; Pleistophoridae
Exons: 1
Coding region: 1-1590 (529 amino acids)
Source: RefSeq, a predicted model, not a curated record
AUGUUCUUGAUACUUUCAUUGUGCAGCUGUGCAUGUUGGAAUGGCAGCUCAAACCAGGACCAAAACAAGGAAACGAAUGAGGCGUAUAUUGCACAACAUAAUCUGUACGAUAACAGUAGUAUAGAAGAGUUGUGUAACAGCUACCUUGGAGAAGCGGAUGUGGAUAAGCAAGAACGAAAUUCUGUGACUAAGCAACGUGAUUUAACUGGACACACUUCCACAGAAAGUAUACCCAGUUCGAUUGCUAAUGAUAUCCUAGAUAUGAUGCAAAUGUCUGAGUCACACGUUAAAAGUUACAUUCCACUCCUUUCCAAUGAUGCCGAAAAUUGCACUGGAUAUUCUGAUCGUACCAGCAGCCAUAAUCUUGAAGCUACCAGGUGUUUAAAGCGGAGAAGGGAGGAAAGAGUACAACCAAUGUUGAUACAGCAGAAAAACUCAGUAGGACCAACUGCUGGUGAUUAUACGGUAGUGUCACAAGCAAAAACAGCAACAAGCGUUUACGAGCCACAGAACAAGUAUCGAAGUGGAUCACUGCUACAAAGCCAGACAUUACAUCCCGAUCAAGUUCAACCACCACAUCUUGAGCCGAUCAAUUCACCAUACCCAAGUCGCGCUUCAUAUUCACAGUUUGAGACAACCAGUCCAUCACAUCUUGAACCAAUCGAUCUGCCCACUACUGAACAUUCAGCUGAUCCAAAAAAUGACACAGAAAUAAACUACGAUAUGGAUCCAGAGAUACAAAGAAUAAUGCAGUUUAUGCAAAAAGAUAAAAACUUUAACAAAGGAUUCUCGCCAUUAUUGGACACAUACAAAUAUGUUAUAACUGAUGAACAUCAAUCAGCCAGCGUGUAUCAACGAUAUAAUGGACCGAAAGAGAAGACAUGCACUCAGUUGAAUAUGAGGAACACGCUUGUUCAGAACUUUAGCUGGAAUAUCUAUGAACAUGCACACCAAGUUCAAGAUAUUAUGGAUGCUCGGCUACAGAGCUUUGGCUGUUUAUGUGGAUGGUUCGACGGACUUGAAAUGAUUACUAGACAAAAAUGUUUUAAGUCUCUCUUUAUGAUGGGAUACCAAGUAGAAGCAUUAUGUGAAAGCUAUAACAGAUUGAAAAGAGAAGUUUACAUUUUGUUAUGCACGUUUCAUAAUUUUGACUCCAAUAUCGCGGUGUUUAAUGCAGUGAUGGUUUUUACUUUCGAAAAAAUGCAUGGCAAUAACAACCAAAAACAUAAGAAUAUCAUUGCUGCAUUUAGUAGUACCAGAAUAGGCUUACGAACAAGGAUGUUGAUAAUAGCACGUUACAUCCUGUCCAUAGGGAAGGCAAUCAGUGUUCGAAUAGGAGUUUUAUCAGGAAGCAACGUUACAAAUGGAGCUUCAACGAGAGUGCAAAUGCCUAAAUGGCAACAAACAGAAGAAGUAGCAAACGAUGGAAGUGCCGGUACAAAUCAAGAAUGUGAGAUGUUUUACCGCAACAUAUUUAUAAAACCAGCUUAUGAUUUGAUGCAAGAAGUGAAAAGAGAGAAUGUUCGAUUGCAAGAAGCAACAAAUCAUCUUCUUAUGCUCCUGACAUAUGAUGAUGAUCCGACCACCUGA